AUGACUACCGUCCAGGGACAAGAUAUAAUUUCUUGCUGUUUCUGUCCUAAUUCUGUGGAACAUCACUGCAACCCUUGCCACAUUGGCAUCUGCAACGAAUGUGUAUCCUCACACCUUGCCGACAAAUCAAGAGAACACGAAGUUGUAGACUAUAAAUCACGGAAAAAGGACACACUUGCUUUUUCUUUUUGUAACACACACGAAGAAAACCAAUGCGCGACAUUCUGCAAAACCUGUGGAAUACCAGUUUGCCAUGAUUGUAUUACGGGAUCUCACAAAGGUCACGCUUUUAUAGGAAUAAAAAAUAUAAUUGAAAAAUAUAAGUCCCGAAUAAAAGCUGAUACCCAUGAAUUGCAAAAUAUUAUUGUUCCCAAAUUCACUGAAGUCGGGUCUCUUAUGCCUGCUGCUGAGUUUGGCAAAAUUCUCUCAGAAAUAAAGGACCAAGAAGAUAAAAUGUGUGAAGCAGUACAUCAAGAAGCUGUUCUAUUACGAGAAUUAGUGAACAAACAGAAAAAAGAAGCUGAAGGGGCGAACGAGGAAAACACGACCUUGGUAGAAAACACUGAAAAAGAGCUUAAUGCAAUAAUGCAGAAAAACAAUAGUCUUCUCAGAUCGAGUGAUGCCACAGCCAUAAUAAACUACAAACCAUUUGAUCCAAACUUAAGAAAGGGUCCACAAAUACGUAAAAUUCAUUGUCCAAACUUUUCUCCCAGUCCAAUUAAUCAACAUCAAAUUCGAAGUAUGUUUGGUUCACUUCAGUUCAGCGAUGUUUCAAACAGGCAGUCUGGUAUUUUAAAGAUGAUGGACAGUCCUACACUUCUUGAAACUAUUCAGAGUCCUUACGGAAAAUCAGGAAAAAAGUUGUGGCAGGUGAAAUGUAUUGGAAAAGAUGAGAUCUUGACAAGUGGAAAUGGCAAAACACUAAAAAAAAUAAGCAAGAGUGGUUCUAUCAUAGACGAUAUAAUAACAAAAUUUGAUAUUUCAAUAUUGUCUACUAAUGUAUAUGAGGAACCAGUGUUCACAGCAGCGUCCUUACAUGAUACGAAAGUUUACGUUUAUAGCGAUGGUAAAGUUGGCAUACUUUUGGAAUUAGGGGAUUGGUAUCCGAGAGGUAUUUGCCAUACUAAAACAAGAGAUUUGCUGGUUAGCAUGCGCUCCAAGGAUUGGAGUCAAUGUAAAGUAGUGUUGUAUUCAGGAAAGACACAGAUUCAAGUGAUUCAAUAUGACAGAGAAGGAAGGCCUUUGUUUUCUACCAGCUCCCGCUCCCAGCUUCGUCUGACAGAGAAUGGUAAUGGAGAUAUAUGUGUUGCCGAUUACUCUGCAAAUGCUGUUAAAGUCGGUGACUCGUUUGGAGAAUUAAGAUUCAAGUAUCUGGGUAAUAUCUCCACAUCAUCCGAGUACAUGGAGUUUCAGCCAUCAGAUAUUGCUGCUGACAUCAACCACCAAAUCCUGAUAAGUGAUUUUGCAAACAAUAUAAUUCACAUCAUAGACUGUGAUGGGAAAUUCCUUCGUUAUAUUAAACGCCCGUGUUCUGCAGGAAUAAGUAUUAACACCGACGACAAUCUCGUUCUGGGCGAAUACUACACGGGGAAGAUCAGAAUUAUUAAAUACCUGGAGUGA
Messenger RNA from Saccostrea echinata, 1620 nucleotides. RefSeq lists its product as uncharacterized. The transcript has a single exon. Gene Ontology annotation, molecular function: zinc ion binding. Bases 1 to 1620 code for a protein of 539 amino acids. The record is from RefSeq and is a predicted model, not a curated record. Lineage: Eukaryota; Metazoa; Mollusca; Bivalvia; Ostreida; Ostreidae.